CUCAACUUCAGCAAACUGGGAUUGUGAGAAUUUUCCAAAAGUUUGUAUCUUUUUACCAUAACAUUUCUAGUAAAAGCUACUGUUUUCUAACUAUUUUUAUUCUUUGCAAUUAAAGAUACAAUCUAUUUGUAGUUUUCCAUCUGGGUUUCUUCCAAUUUCAACUUUUGGUAACUGGGUAAUUGAAAUUGUGAGAAUCUGGCAAAAAGCAAUUCUUUUUUAGCACUUAAAGAUCCAACAACAAUGCACGGUUACAGUCGUUUGGGACGGCCAACUGGAACCAUCUCGCCGUCCCCUUCACCGCCUUCUUCCCCACGAUUUCGUCGGAAUAAAGGGAGUGGUGGUGGGAGCAGUUUUCGAGGGGGUGGUGGGGUAGAUGUGAAGAUGCAGAGCUUUGUCGAAAGGUGGGUUUAUGUGGUGAUGUCGGCUGUGUAUAGGCGGAGACGGGUUUUAUUGUUUGCACCACUUCUUUAUAUUUCUGCAAUGUUAUUGUAUAUGGGUACAAUGGGCUUUGAUGUUGGUAUUAUUACUAAAACCAAUGUUGGAAGAUCUGGUAAAGCAGCUCCUUUAGGGUCUCUCUAUCAAAGUCCUCAAGUUUUCCAGCAUUUGUGGCGGUAUAUGGAAGCGGAGAGUAAUCAUACCAAUAAUGACUUGAUGACAAAUGUAUGGAACACGAAGUCACGUCAAUCAUGGAAGCCUUGUAUCAAUCUUCAGAACACUCAAUCAGCAGAACUGCCAAAAUCAAAUGGAUUCCUCAUAAUUGAAGCGAAUGGAGGGCUGAAUCAACAAAGAUUAUCGAUAUGUGAUGCAGUGGCGGUGGCAGGGUUGCUGAAUGCUACACUUGUCAUUCCAAUAUUUCAUCUGAACAGCGUCUGGCGCGACUCAAGCAAGUUCGGGGAUAUAUUUGAUGAGGAGUUUUUUAUAUAUGCAUUAAGAAAUCAUGUGAAUGUGGUUAGAGAAUUACCGAAAGAUGUGCUCGAGCGUUUUGACAACAAUAUAAGCAACAUUGUGAACUUGAGAGUAAAAGGUUGGUCAAGUCCAACUUACUACCUUCAAAAGGUCUUGCCAAAGCUUGUGGAGUUGGGGGCAGUGCGUAUUGCGCCAUUCUCUAACAGGUUGGCUCAUGAUGUUCCUUCAGAUAUCCAAGGGCUUAGAUGUUUAUCGAAUUUUGGGGCACUUAGGUUUUCAGAACCUAUACGCACCCUUGCAGCAAAAAUGGUCGAUAGGAUGAUCCAAAAUAGUUCUAACAGUGGUGGAAAAUAUAUUUCAGUCCAUCUCCGUUUUGAAGAGGAUAUGGUUGCAUUUUCUUGUUGUGUAUAUGAUGGUGGCGAGGAAGAACAACGUGAGAUGGAUAUUGCUCGUGAAAGAAGUUGGAGAGGAAAGUUUCGGAAAAAGAAUCGGAUUAUAAGACCAGGUGCAAUUAGGAUGGACGGAAAAUGCCCUUUAACUCCCCUUGAGGUUGGAAUGAUGCUUAGGGGCAUGGGCUUUGAUAACAAUACAUCGGUAUAUGUUGCAGCAGGCAAAAUUUACAAAGCAGAUAAAUAUAUGGCACCACUUAAACAAAUGUUUCCACGAUUAGAAACCAAGGAUACAUUAGCUUCACCAGAGGAGCUUGCUCCAUUUAUGGGGUACUCGUCUAGGUUGGCUGCUCUUGAUUAUACGAUAUGUCUCUACAGUGAGGCUUUCGUGACUACUCAGGGAGGAAAUUUCCCACACUUUUUAAUUGGUCAUAGACGUUUUUCCUAUGAAGGACAUGCCAAAACAAUAACACCUGACAAGAGAAAGUUGGCUCAAUUGUUUGACAGCCCCCAUAUCAGAUGGGAGAGCUUUCAGCGACAGUUGCGGGAAAUGCUUCAUCAUAGUGAUGUAAAGGGGAGUGAAGUGAGGAAACCAAGUGCCUCACUUUUUACAUACCCCAUGCCAGAUUGCAUGUGUAAGCAAGCAGCUACCAAAAACUCAACAAAAUUACGAUGAUAGAGUGUACUUACACAGGUAUAUAUGUAUAUGGUCACCAGCUUAUACUAAAUGAUUAAAACCAAAUGAGUACAGUUCAUUUACACGUGUAGUUAGCCAUAGGUUUUAUCUUUUUCGAUAUGUUUUUAGCCGAGGUUUAUUGAGUUGUAUAUACUAAAGUGACUUGCAAGUGAAUUGCACUCAAGUUUUGUUUCUA
Molecule: messenger RNA, 2167 nt
Organism: Erigeron canadensis
Lineage: Eukaryota; Viridiplantae; Streptophyta; Magnoliopsida; Asterales; Asteraceae
Product: O-fucosyltransferase 9
Exons: 10
Coding region: 241-1971 (576 amino acids)
Source: RefSeq, a predicted model, not a curated record